Messenger RNA from Miscanthus lutarioriparius, 2202 nucleotides. The record is from the annotation of a GenBank genome assembly. Lineage: Eukaryota; Viridiplantae; Streptophyta; Magnoliopsida; Poales; Poaceae.
AUGCUGCAGAACCAAUUUUUCCUUCUGAAUAACACUUGUCUGUCUCUGUCUCUGAUCGAUUUCCUCAGCCUGGACUUGGACCAUGCGGAAAAGGCAUGGGACGAGUGGGAGAUCCACUGCCUGAUCCUCGUGAGCCUUUCCUUGCAAGUCUUCCUCUCCCUCACGGCGGACCUGCGGAGGCGCAGCGCGUCGCGCGUGCUGAGCAAUGCCCUAUGGCUUGCCUACGUGUCGGCCGACAGUGUGGCAGUCUUCAUUCUCGGCCACCUCGCGGUCCACGCGCAGGGGCCGAGCCACGACCUCAUGCUGUUCUGGGCGCCGUUCGCGCUGGUCCACCUGGGCGGGCAGGACAGCAUCACGGCCUUCUCCAAGCAGGACAACGAGCUGUGGACGAGGCACCUGCUGGGCUUGGUCACCCAGACAGCGGUGGCCGGGUACGUGGUGUCCAGGUCGUCUUGGCCGGAUGCUCGGCUCAGGGCUGCCAUGGUCCUCAUAUUCCUUUGUGGAUUCCUCAAGUACGCCGGUCGCACCCUCUGCCUUUACUCAGCCAGUCCAAUGAGUCUCAGGGUUUUAUCCCUGGUUAGUUUGUCACGUAGGCUAGGCCUACGGCUUAUGCAUGAUGCGCGAGAUUUCGCGAAUCUAGCUGCUAAAGAAAGGUUUGAAGAGAUGUUCCCUACUGAUGACAGGUCCUGGGAAUGUAUAAAGGAAAUUCAUGUCAUCGGUGGGUCGGUGGAUGACAUCAUGUUUGUUGAUGCUCCGGAUGAUGAUGAUGUGGUCACCUUAGCUACAGCCGAGGUGCUGGGGGAGAUUAAGGAUAGGCCAGCAGACCGGCGGUGCGUAGCCUACCGGUACGUGGCCGCAUCUCUGGGACAAUUCUACCAAUUGCUCUACACCAAAGCACCACUACUUUCAAAGAUCUUGGGUUAUUGGGUUCCCGAUACUACGGGUCAUGAUCGCUUAACAAGCAUCCUCUUUAUCCUCAUCACUUACACCCUCUUCCAGAGCAUUUCAACCGCGAUAGCCCUGGUGCUCUUUGCGUCUGCUCGAAAGGAGGGACAUCACAGUAAAGCAGACAUCAUCGUGUCCUACAUAUUGCUUGUUGGGGCCUUAGUCCUGGAUCUGCUGCCUGCAUGCACGUCCAUUGUCUCCUAUGUGAGAAAACCAUUUCGUCCUACAACGGUGGUUGAAUGUGCAGCCAUGAUUUGUAAGAGCUGUUUGCAGCCUCCAGGCUGGCGCACAAGAAAGCAGUGGUCAGAAGAGCUAGCGCAAUACAGCAUGAUAAAGAGGUACACUAGUGUGCAGGGCUACUACGCAUGCCUUACUACAUCCUUCUGGAGCAGGAUCCUUGAACGUACACCCUUUGCUACCUGGUGUGCCGAGCUCCUUGACUUAAAACGCACAGAAGUUACUGAUGAUCUCAAGUUGUUCAUCCUCGACAGGUUGUUAUUGCUGCAAACCAGGAGAGACGAGUGGGACUUUGCCAGCUUCCGUGGUGAGAGAGCACUUGGAAGGUGGAUAAUCAGCCAUGAGGUUCCACAACUAGCUGAAUGGUCAGGCUAUGUACUGCAGAAGAGCCUCAGCAGAAGAGUUGAGUUCCCAACAAGCGUGCUCAUCUGGCACAUUGCAACGGACAUCUGCUACUUCUCAGAGGACAAUGGACGUCGUGACGACAAUGAACCUGAUGAAACCAAGACGAGGAAGAAGCUGAGCAGAGAGAUAUCGCAUUAUAUCAUGUACCUGGUGUUCAAGUGCGAUGUCAUGCUUACACGUAACUCCCGGCUUGUGCACACGAGAGCUCAUGAAGAACUCGCAAAAUACUUUCCACAUGAUCAUCUAGAUGAGAAAGAAACUACCAUCAUGUUGUUUGACGCUAUGAAGGAAGAUGUGGAAGAAUAUCGACCUACACAGGAUGCUGCUGCUAUCAACGCUACGAUAGAGGAACUUCUGUGGACGACAGUGGGAGAGCUUCACUUUCCAGUGCUGCCUCUAGCCUGUGUCCUGGCCCAGGAUCUGAUCUCCAUCCAAGACGAAGCUGGGCUCUGGGAACUCAUCUCGGAGGUGUGGCUGGAGAAGUUUUUCUACAUGGCGCCUCGUUGCGGGGCCGCUUUCCACUACGAGCAUCUCAGCACCGGUGGGGAGUUCAUCACGCAUGUUCUCCUUCUCAUGCGUUUUAUAGGCCCUUUUAUGCCAAAGUCUGGUGCUUAA